GAUAGUGGUGUGGAAACAUGGACGCGUUUUUAAACUAAUUAAACCAGUGUUUAUUAAUUAAACAAGUGGAGUUUUUUGUUGGAUUAGUGUCUUACUGUGCGCUGCAAUCGCCAUGAGCUACAUGCAACAGAACCAGAACAGACCCCUGCCGCAAGGGCACUUCCAACGUGCUUCAGCCGACCUGCCCAUGAUGUCCGCCAAAGAGCAGACCCAAAUGUGGCACCAGAACUCCUACAUGGGGGACUCUGGCAUCCACUCCGGGGCUUCCACCCAGGUCCCCUCGAUCACGGGCAAGGACGAAGAGAUGGACUUGUUCGACUUGGACACCCACCGAUUCACGCAAAACCACGACGAGAUCGCCCAACCGGGGGCCCAGACCGUCCCUGCGACCAUCUUCCCCGAAGCCCUCGACGAGGGGAUCGAAAUCUCCUCCCCGCAGUUCCAGCAAUGCGUCCCGGAGCCCCCCAACGACCUGGAGAAGCAAAACGCCGUCAACUUGAUGGACUACCAGGACGAGGCCGAUCUGGUCACUCGCACAAUCCCCCAGUUGACCAAACUGCUAACUGACGAGGACCAAGUGGUGGUCUCACACGCCGCUAUGAUGGUCAAUAAGCUGUCGAACAAGGAGUCGUUCCGGCAUGCCAUUAUGAGCAGCCCCGAAAUGCUGCUCGCUCUCGUCCGUGCCAUUUCCAAUUCGAAUGAUUUGGAGACCACCAAAAGUGCCAUCGGGGCUGUUCAUAAGUUGUCGCAGCACAGGCAAGGCUCACUGGCGAUACUCAAGUGUGGGGGUGUGCCUGUUUUGGUGCAGCUUCUGAGCUCGCAAGUCGAAAGUGUGCUGUUUUUUGCCAUCACUACUUUGCAUAAUCUGCUGCUGCAUCAGGAGGAGGCCAAGGUGGCGGUGAGGCAUGCUGGGGGGCUCCAGAAGUUGGUGUCGCUUUUGAGGAGGAAUAAUGUGAAUUUCUUGACGAUUGUUACGGAUUGUUUGCAAAUUUUGGCGUAUGGGAAUCAGGAGAGUAAGCUGAUUAUUUUGGCGUCGCAAGGGUCCACUGAGCUUGUGAGGAUUAUGAGGACGUAUGAUUAUGAGAGGUUGCUGUGGACAACCUCUAGAGUCUUAAAGGUGUUAUCGGUUUGCUCUAGCAACAAGCCGGUGAUAAUCGAAUCUGGCGGUUUGCUAGCCCUCGGCAAACACCUCCGCAGUCCCAGUCUUCGUCUCGUACGAAACUGUUUGUGGACUCUUCGUAAUUUAUCGGACGCCGCAACAAAAGUGAGCGGUUUAGACGAACUACUCGUAUCUUUGGUUGAAUCACUCAAUUCGAAAGAUAUCCAAGUAGUAACAUGUGCCGCGGGAAUCCUUUCCAAUCUAACGUGCAAUAACGAAUGGAACAAAAAAGUCGUCUACGAAAUGGGCGGCAUUGACGCUCUUAUUCGCACCGUUCUCAUCGCCGAAAAUCGUGAAGAAAUCACCGAACCUCUGAUCUGCACUUUAAGACACCUUACUUCAAAAAGCGGCUUCUCUGACCGCGCCAGAAGAGACAUUAUUGAAAAUAACGGCGUCCAAGUGAUUAUCAAAUUGUUAAACACGCCAUGUAGUUGGCCCUUGGUUAAAGCCUUGAUCGGGCUUUUGCGUAACUUGGCCCUUUAUCCCAGCAAUGUGGGCCCUUUGAGAGAAUGUGGGGCCGUUCAUCACUUGAUCCAACUGUUGAUGCGCGGCUUUCAAGACAUUCAGAAGAGGGGAAGUGGGCCUCAAAAGUCCUCAAAUGGGGUCCGAAUGGAGGACAUCGUCGAAGGUACAGUCAACACGUUGCACAUUUUAUCACGUGACCCUUUCACACGGUCCAUAAUUCGUCAACAAAUGGUUAUCCCGAUUUUUAUCCAAUUGUUGUACAACGAAGUGGAGAAUGUGCAACGUGCCGCCGCUGCGGUGCUCAGCGAGCUUGUGGUCGAUAAGGAAGGGGCCGAUGCUAUCGAGCAGGAGGGGGCGGCCACGGUUUUGAACGAGUUGCUUCAAUCGCGCAAUGAAGGGGUUGCCUCGUAUGCAGCGGCAAUUUUGUUCAGACUGAACGAAGAGAAGUCGCAGAAUAGCUCGAAGCGGUCGCCGAACGCGAUGAAUUCGCUGUUCCAAGAGGACAGUUUGUGGACGCCCGACUUCGAGAUUGCCGAAUUGCAAGAAAUUUUGAGUUCUGAUCAAACCUACAGUAGUGUGUAUAAUCAAGAGACAAGCGGUGUGCACAACAAUCACGGUAGUCAGCCUUUUCAGCAGCAAGGAUUUAACCAGGUACCAGUAGAGAUGUCCGGACUGGAGAUUGGCACACACGAUAGCGGUAAUAGUUCUAGUUAUUCAGCGUUGUUAGAAGCCAUGGAAGUCACAAUGGCUGAUACAGAAUCCGAUUUAAACUUUAAUAAUAUCAAUCAAUUGCCUUCCACACCACAAGAUAAUCAAGCGACAGAAUGGUACGAUAAUAAUAUUUUAAAAACCGAGUUUUAAUUUGUGAUAAUCAAUUAUUGCAUGCUUUGUAGACAUUGCAAAACAGGUGGCAAUAUUUUCAUUUUUUCGUAUUUGUUUUUGUUGUAUUCCUAUUACUUUAGGUUAAGGAACGUUUAGUUGUAUCACGACCGUAUAAGCCAUUUAUCUUAGAUUGGUAGCAAUAACGUGUAUUGUUAGAAAUACUUAACUAGAGCGUCAUUAUUUAUUUUUAAUACGUAACAUAAUUUUAUAAUUAUCGUAUAUUUACCUAUGUUAAAAGUCCCAAGCACUGCCUUUUAUUUAGUAUAUGUUCGUAUCUUUACAAUAAAUAUAUACUCCAGAUUGAGA
Tribolium castaneum (red flour beetle) is the source of this 2812-nucleotide messenger RNA. It is a transcript of the gene arm2, whose product is annotated as armadillo-2. Gene Ontology annotation, molecular function: nuclear receptor binding; alpha-catenin binding; cadherin binding. Gene Ontology annotation, cellular component: adherens junction; catenin complex; nucleus. The coding region runs from base 113 to 2485 and encodes 790 amino acids. The record is from RefSeq and is marked validated. Gene Ontology annotation, biological process: canonical Wnt signaling pathway; cell-cell adhesion; positive regulation of transcription by RNA polymerase II. NCBI's taxonomy places the organism in Eukaryota, Metazoa, Arthropoda, Insecta, Coleoptera, Tenebrionidae. The transcript is spliced from 7 exons.